GGAAGGUUGCGAAUCUACCUACAGGCCUUGUAUAAGAAUUAUCAAUGUAAAUUCUGACUUAUCUUGUGCAUUUUAGUUGUCUGACAUGGAUCGGACAUGUCGACGCAAGAGCCCUUGUUACCACUCGAUGAUCUCCCGAGUCUAUCCCAAUGGAACGCCCAAGUUUCCCUUUCGGGCAACAGAGGGAGAGUGAAUCUGAUGAGUCAGCACCUUUUUCAACAUGAACAACCUCACCUCUCACCACACUCCAUCUCCAACGGUAGACCAAUCCGCGCAAACCAAUAACGCCACACAAGGAAAAGCCAUGGGCGCACAACGCGACAACAACACCCCCCACCCGGCCCCCUCAUCCCUCCAAACCCUCCUCAACACCACCGCCCCCGUGAAAUCCUGCUCUCCCCACCUCCAACACCUCGCCCUGCAAGUAGCCCACACGCUCAAAUUCCAACACAACUGGACCGACAUCCGGAUCCACUACAACGCUUCCCCAUCCCCUUCCAACGCGAAUCCAAGUUCUUCCCCGCUUCCCCGCCCCGUGCUCUCAGGCCUCCCCCCCGCCCGCCUCUACACCCACCCCGACGAGCAAAUCGCGCUCCUGCAAGCGCAGAAAGCGGCGGGGAACGCAGGGCAGGCGUUGGCUGUGCAGCCGCAAAGGGAAUGGGUGUUGCCCACGCAGCUGCGGGAGCGCUGGACGUUGAGGAAAUUUGGGGAGGUGUUUGAUGGGCUUGGCGCUGUUCCGGGGCCUGCGGAGGGGGUGGAAGUUUUUCGGCGCGGGGAGGUGGGGUUGGGGGUUGAGGUUGAGGUUGAGGAUGUUGAUGUUGAUGUAAUGGGGCGGGACCAGGUUGGGUUGGAGGAGGGGGAGAGGAAGUGGCGGCUUGAGGUGCCGAAGCGGUUGCUGCUUGCUACGUUGGAUGAUGAUAGCACGGUGGCGUUUUAUAUUGUGCAUGAUGGGAUUGUAAAGCCGCGGCAGAAUUGAUGUGAUGGGUCUAACGAGGAGAACAGGAGAGACUUGAUGGGAAUGGUAGGUCGUUUCCUAUCUCAC
Messenger RNA from Neohortaea acidophila, 1042 nucleotides. RefSeq lists its product as uncharacterized. Gene Ontology annotation, biological process: tRNA splicing, via endonucleolytic cleavage and ligation; tRNA-type intron splice site recognition and cleavage. The transcript has a single exon. Lineage: Eukaryota; Fungi; Ascomycota; Dothideomycetes; Mycosphaerellales; Teratosphaeriaceae. Gene Ontology annotation, molecular function: nucleic acid binding. The record is from RefSeq and is a predicted model, not a curated record. Gene Ontology annotation, cellular component: tRNA-intron endonuclease complex. The coding region runs from base 221 to 976 and encodes 251 amino acids.